ACCCACCAGCACUUACUGUUUGCCUCUGCUGGUGCGUUGCUGCUGCAGCAGCCGCAGCGCUGCUGCAACAAUCAGGCAUUCACUAGGGCGCAACCAGAUCACGCACAGGCUGGUCGCUCGACCACCCCCACGCUUUGCUCUCUCGCUGCCUGCCCCCUCCCAGGACCCAGGUCCAGCGAGCGGGCCUCUGCUCCUUCCGCCCGCUGAAUCUAGGGAGCGCGAGCUCUUCUUAAACGGGCGCACGCCGCGUGCGCGCCCGACCCGCUUGCCCCGCGCUCGGACGCGUCCCGAUGCGCCUCCGCCGGCCGGAAAAACCCUACUAGUCCUAGGGCUCGCCUCGCCGCCCUGAUGGGGGGCCGGCCGGGGUACCUCACCCUGCCGAUCUUUUCCGUGGUCGCGGCGAUCGGGUACGUCUACUACACCACGGUGUUCGUGGCCGUGCCGCGGUGGCUGGGCCUGUCCACGGCUGCGGGGGUAGCCAACGCCGCCGCGUUCACAGCGCUAGCAGCUGCCUGCCUCGCCACCUACGCCGUCGCCGUUCGCAGGGACCCCGGGCGGGUGCCCCCGGGUUUCGUGCCCGACGUCGAGGACGCCGAGAGCACCGUCCACGAGAUCAAGCGCAAGGGUGGUGACUUGAGAUAUUGCCAGAAAUGUUGCCACUAUAAACCUCCACGUGCACACCAUUGCCGUGUUUGCAAGAGAUGUGUUCUGAAAAUGGACCAUCAUUGCAUUUGGAUUAAUAACUGUGUUGGACAUGAGAACUACAAGAUUUUCUUGGUCUUUGUAUUAUAUGCUGUGGUUGCAAGCUUCUAUGCAUUGAUUCUGAUCGUAGGGAGCGUUUUGCAUAGUGUUCCUAAAGAUGAGCAGCCAGGCAGCGAUUCUUCUCGAACAUCCAUUUACCAUGAAGGAGUUAGAGCGAUGUGGUUGGCAGAAAAAGGUGGAGACCUCUAUCAUCAUCCAUAUGACCUUGGUGUCUAUGAGAAUCUUAUUUCAGUUCUUGGGCCUAACAUAUUUUGCUGGCUCUGCCCUGUAUUGAAUACUGUUGGAAAUGGCCUUCGGUACCGUACAUCCUAUGAUAUUCCGGUAUCUACACCACCAAAAAAAAUAGCAGCACAUUCACAAUAGGUAGUAGUUGCUAAUUUGUGAAAGGAUUUCCCAUUAAGCUGCUAGAACGUGUUUGGUCUGAACGAUUCCGAAGGCAGGUCGUGUAACUCUGCAACAUACAGGAGAUGAUGACUACCACAGCCUCUCGCCAGGUGUUUGUCCUGAAUCGAGACAUGAACUCUUAACCUUGUUUUUUAUUUCAUUCUUGACAUACUUGAUAAUGUCUCGCUUGUAAUCUGGAGUAGGCUGUUCUUACCAAAAAGAAAAAAAAACUGCAAUUCUGUUGUAAAGUUAGUUCGUAUGUUUGGGGGCCAUGUAAUGUAGCCAAGGGCCAUGAAACCGAUUUUCCCAGAGUAUUUGUGUACAUUUGUUUAAAAUGAAAUGUAACAUCUGGUGUACUUUUGCGCGCCUA
This is a messenger RNA of Zea mays, 1516 nucleotides long. RefSeq names its product palmitoyltransferase PFA4. NCBI's taxonomy places the organism in Eukaryota, Viridiplantae, Streptophyta, Magnoliopsida, Poales, Poaceae. The record is from RefSeq and is a predicted model, not a curated record. The transcript is spliced from 6 exons. The coding region runs from base 349 to 1125 and encodes 258 amino acids. Gene Ontology annotation, molecular function: palmitoyltransferase activity.